Molecule: messenger RNA, 1365 nt
Organism: Ostrinia nubilalis (European corn borer)
Lineage: Eukaryota; Metazoa; Arthropoda; Insecta; Lepidoptera; Crambidae
Exons: 9
Coding region: 89-1321 (410 amino acids)
Biological process (GO): detection of chemical stimulus involved in sensory perception of smell; sensory perception of smell
Cellular component (GO): plasma membrane
Molecular function (GO): odorant binding; olfactory receptor activity
Source: RefSeq, a predicted model, not a curated record
AAGCGUAAGCUUUUCUUGAUAAUGACGUCAAUUUGAAAUCAUUAUUUCCCCACAAUUCACACUACCAGCGACUCGUCUACGAAACAAAAUGAAUUUGUUGAAUUUCUUUAAAAAAUAUACUGAGGAUGAUCUAAUUAAUAUAAAAGAGCACCACUUCGAGUCCUUCAACAAGACGUACCAAUGGAUCGCCUUCACACUCACUCUGGGAAUCAUGUUUCCUAACCCAGCUACGGACAGAUUUCGUAUAAUUUCUAUUAAUGUGCUACUCGUGUGCGUUUUCCCUCUGGCUAUGAUGAUUUUGAUCGACAUGUACAAGUGCUGGAUGGUGAAAGACAUCUUUAACAUCAUCAGACAUAGCACCAUCGUUGGGCCCUUUCUUGGCGCGUUCUUUAAGAUGUUCCUAAUGUACUACAAAAGGGCCCAAGCCAAAGAGAUUCUGGACGAAAUCAACCGUGACCACGCUAGCUUCAACUUCCUACCUCGCAAGCAGCAAGACAUAGCAUUCCUGAACGUGAAGAAGGGAGUCUUCAACGUGGAAAGGCUCUGGGCACCCAUAGUGUCCAUUGCCAUCAUGACCUUCCCAGGAAUGGCGGUCGUCAUGACCCUAUACAGUUAUGCCUUUAGCGAUAACCCAAAGAGGUACAUGAUUCACGAAGUGAAACCACCAAAUUCGCGUGACCCUGAGGACAUGUUGAAGUCGCCGUACUUUGAAAUACUUUUUGUGUAUGAAACAGGUUCAGCUAUAAUUUGCGUUUUAAACUACACGGCCUACGAUGGUCUAUUCGGCAUAGCGACCAACCAUGCCUGCCUGAAGAUGAGCCUGUGCUGUAUGAAGCUGAAGGAAGCCUUCCGGUGUGACAGCACUGAGGACAUGUAUAAGGGGAUACUGACGUUUAUUGAGGAGCAGAAGAAGAUGUUCAGAUUCGUCGAUCUGAUUCAAGAUACCUUCAACAUCUGGUUGGGGACCAUCCUGACCAGCACAAUGAUACAAAUCGGCUCCUUGCUGUUCCAUAUAUCAGCGGGAUACGGUUUCGACCUGCGCUAUACAUUGUUUAGUUUUACAUCUGUCGUCCACAUUUUCCUACCUUGCAAAAAUGCUGCUACGUUAAAAGACAUGUCCACAGAAAUGUCGACAAUGAUCUACAGCUCGGGCUGGGAGCGUUCGCGCGAGCGGCGAAUCCUGCGCAUGAUCCCAUUCAUGGUUGCGCGCGCGCAAGUCCCGAAUUACAUCACCGCUUUCAACCUGUUCAUUUUUGAUAUGGAGCUGUUUGUUUUUAUUCUACGAACUUCGUACUCUAUGUACACACUUAUUAGAUCUUAGAAUGUCUAAUAUUUUUACUAAGGAAACGCAUUUUAUUUAUUAUA